AUGCAGAGAUCGAUUUCAUCGACGGCGAAGAGAUAUGUUCGCCGGAAUUAUCAGCAGGGUAAAGGUAAUCUUGCUCCUUCUUCCUUUAAUCUUUUCUGGGGACGAAGAGAUUUUGCUGGUGGGAGUGGUGAUUACAGAGAGAAAUUGAGAAAUGGGCUGAGUGAUUUAAAGCUAGAUGAUGCAGUUGGGUUGUUCGGUGACAUGGUCAAGUCUCGUCCACGCCCUUCAAUCAUUGAAUUCAAUAAACUGUUGAGUACAAUUGCUAAGAUGAAAAAGUUCGAUGUUGUCAUCUCCUUGGGGGAGAAGAUGCAAAAGCUGGGGAUUUCACACAGUCUCUAUACAUACAAUAUUUUUAUUAACUGUUUUUGCCGCCAGUCUAAGCUCUCUCUUGCUUUAGCUAUUCUGGGAAAGAUGAUGAAACUCGGCUAUGAGCCCGAUGUUGUCACGCUUUCUUCUCUUGUCAAUGGUCUCUGUCACAGUAAGAGGAUUUCAGAUGCCAGUGAGGCCAAGCAGAUGUUUGAGUUCAUGGUUACCAAGGAUUGUCUACCAGACGUAGUGACAUACAGCACUCUUAUAAAGGGAUUUUGCAAGUGCAAAAGGGUAAAGGAUGGUAUGCAACUCUUCCACGAGAUGUCUCAAAUGGGAUUGGUUGGCAACACAAUCACUUACAACACACUUAUCCAAGGGUUUUUUCAAGCUGGCGACUGUCAUUAUGCCCAAAUGGUAUUCAAACAGAUGGUUUCUGAUCGUGUGCCUGCCAGUCUUAUGACGUACAACAUUUUAUUAGAUGGGCUUUGUAAUAAUGGGAAGCUACAGACAGCAUUGGUCAUAUUCAAGGACAUGCAAAAGAGUGAAAUGGAACUUAAUAUCAUUACAUAUACUACUAUGAUUGAUGGGAUGUGCAAGGCUGGUAUGGAAAAGCAAGAAGCAGAUGCCUUGUUCAGAAAAAUGAAAGAAGAUGGGAUUCUUCCAAAUAGUGGUACCUAUAAUACGCUGAUCAGGGCACAUCUAAGAGAUGGUGACGAAACCGCAUCAGCAGAACUCAUCAAAGAAAUGAAGAGUUGCGGGUUUGUUGGAGAUGCUUCGACCUUUGGGUUGGUGACUAAUAUGUUACAUGAUGGAAGAUUGGACAAAAACUUCCUCGAUAUGCUUUCUUAA
Messenger RNA from Camelina sativa (false flax), 1158 nucleotides. The record is from RefSeq and is a predicted model, not a curated record. NCBI's taxonomy places the organism in Eukaryota, Viridiplantae, Streptophyta, Magnoliopsida, Brassicales, Brassicaceae.